CCUAGCAGGGCAAGCGUACGCACGGGAAAGAAGAAGUAAAUUGUCGUUCAAUGCGUGCAGACUGCGUUCGUGGUGCGCGUCAUGUGAAAAACAACGAGCAAAAAAAUUUGCGUGUCACGGGUGAAGCAGAUUUUCCGUAAAACCAAAAAAGUGCAUCAUCACGAGAUAAAACCCAGCGCGUAGAUAGCUGGAACAAAAUUCAUUGGAGUAACAAAAAGCUAAAGCUAACAGCGUGUGGAAUGUUGUUUCCCCAGAAGUAAAACAAAAAAAACCUACCUCAUUUAGUGCGUGGCAGUGCUUGCCAAGGUAAGCCUCCGCAAGUGUGUGUGUGUGCGUUUUUGUUCAAUCAUCUCAACUGAAACUACUGAGAUGAAAAUUCUCACUCAGCAGUCCAUGAAAGUUUAAUGAAACAAAAAGUGAAAGAAAAGCGUGCUAUAUAAGGUUACAGUGCGGUGUGAAAAAGUACACCCCCAAGGCAAAAUUAAAGGAGUAAAUAGUGCGUGAGUGUUUGUGUGAAGUAACGGAAAGGAAAAAGCUGUGCGAAGCUCGCAUAUUCUACGUUGUAGAAAACCCAAACAAAACAAACCGCACUGCGGCGACGCGCCUAUUUCCCUCCAGAAGAAAAAUAAAUAGAAGAAGGAUCAUCCCCCGUGUACUGCUAAGUAGUAGUGGUAGUAGUAGUAGUGGUGGUGUUGGUGUUGGUAUUGUGUGAAAAAUAGCAUCGCACUCUUCCUGCCUUUUCGCAACAGAACGUCGUCAUCCUGUUUUACGUCUCACCAAUACACCUACCGUGACGACGACGAUAUGGCGGGUGUGUUCGAUCUGGAGCUGCACGAGGAGGAGGACCUUCACGACUCGGAUGACGACGUUAUCGAGAUCGAGGAUGUCGACCUCGAGCCCGAACUUCACAUCAACACAAAUCUAGAUACCGAAGGAUCUGAAACAAUACCACUGUCGGAAGAUAUUGUGAAUCCGGGACGAAUCAAGCUGGGACCGCAGGAUUUCGAGCUAAAGAAAGUAUUAGGAAAAGGUGGAUAUGGUAAAGUCUUCCAAGUCAGAAAAACCACUGGUGCUGAUGCGAAUUCGUACUUCGCGAUGAAGGUGUUAAAAAAAGCUUCGAUAGUUAGAAAUCAAAAAGACACAGCCCACACACGCGCCGAGCGAAACAUAUUAGAAGCCGUUCGGCAUCCAUUUAUAGUAGAGCUAGUGUACGCCUUCCAGACCGGUGGCAAGUUGUAUUUAAUCCUAGAAUACUUGAGCGGCGGCGAGCUGUUCAUGCAUUUAGAGCGUGAGGGUAUAUUCUUGGAGGAUACUGCAUGCUUUUACCUAUGUGAAAUAAUUCUGGCGCUGGAACACCUGCACAAUCUUGGCAUUAUCUAUCGGGAUCUGAAACCGGAAAAUGUGCUACUGGAUGCGAAAGGACACGUGAAGCUAACCGACUUCGGUCUCUGCAAGGAGCACAUCCAGGAGGGCAUUGUAACGCACACGUUCUGCGGUACGAUCGAGUACAUGGCACCAGAAAUAUUAACCCGUAGCGGACACGGUAAAGCGGUCGAUUGGUGGUCAUUGGGUGCCCUCAUGUACGAUAUGUUAACGGGAACGCCCCCAUUUUGUGCGGACAAUCGAAAGAAAACAGUCGAUGCUAUACUGAAGGACAAGCUCAACAUUCCGGGUUAUCUUACGCCGGAUUCGCGCGACCUAAUCCGCCGGUUGAUGAAACGUCAAGUCUCACAACGUCUCGGCAGUGGACCGACCGAUGGACAGGCGGUUAGGGCACAUCCGUUCUUCAAGAACGUCAACUGGGAUGACGUUGUGAAGAGAAGGCUCGAUCCACCAAUCAAACCCAUGCUGGCCAGUGAAGAUGAUGUGUCCCAGUUCGAUACCAAGUUCACGAAAGAGAUUCCUGUAGAUUCCCCCGAUGAAACAACGCUGAGUGAGAGUGUCAAUCUAAUCUUCCAGGGUUUCACUUACGUCGCACCUUCCGUGCUAGAGGACAUGCAGACGCGAAUCACAACGCCACGAUCGCCCCGUCGAAUGCCGCGCCACUAUCACUAUCCACACAAUCACCAUCACGGCGGCGCUGGCACGUCCGUCGGUGGGCACGGUGCAGGCAACAGUCGAAUGAUGGAAAAUGGUGGUGCGUGGAAGAUGGCACCGCAUCAAAACCUGCACAACCAUCAUCCGCACGUGCAUCAACAGCAACGGGUGGGCGGACAGAUGGUACCACCGAACCAGCAGCAACAAUCAGUCGGCCAACCGACUCAACCUCACAAUCAGACGCAACCGAGCCAGGCCGGUGUCAGUGCCGGUCCGCCCGGCAGCAGACCGUUCAACGCGGCAUCCAUUUCCCGACGAACGCCACCACAUCUGCAACCGUUUGCACCGAGACCCUCGCCACAGGACGAAAUGAUGGAUGUGUAUCCGGAAAUGUCCAUCUCUUAGCCAACGUUGGAAGAUUAUAGCAGUUAUAGAAAAUUUGUCACCUAAAAAGUGUGUGCGGUCCAGCGUGUGACACCAUUAAUGAUGGUUGGAGGAGCUGUACAGAAAGCAGCAUAAACGCUCAUCUCCAAACUAAUACUAACCCCGUAGUCUAGCGUAAACAAUAGGAAAAGCAACUUAUUCUAGAAACGAAUGAGAAGUGUAAGUUAGUAAAAUACAGUGCGAGAAAUUGGGAGGAGGAAGCAAGGGCAACAAAUCACCAAGAAUAACUAGAAUAACGAAUUUUCCUCUCACAUAUUUCAUUUCCUUCGCAGGCAGGCUAGGUAAAUUUUGUUUUCCACCUGUGUAAUGAAAUUCCGGUAUUUACCAUGAACGAUUGAUUAGUGUGCUGAUGUUGCCUAAGCGUUACCAAAAUGCACGCUACGUCAGGGCAAUGUUUUACGCACUUUUAUGUUUUGCUACUCAUUUUUACAAUGUUCGACUCGCGAACACAAGAUUCUAAUCCAGCGACUCCCCAUAUAAAAGAAAGGUGGAAGCCAAGUGCCCGUUUAGGCUAGGCAGCAUUCUGCAAACUUGCAUUGGCUGUAAAGGAAAGGGUGUACCCAGUAGAGUUAUGAAUCCAAUACCUAGCAAAUGGUGCAAAUACGACGUUUUACACGUGAAGAAUUGUGACCGUGACCGAAAGCAGAGAAUGCGAUACUUUAUAACUUCUACCGUCUGUCUAAGUGCUAGAUUGUGCGCGCGCGUGAUAGAGAAAUAGUAGUUUCUAUUCUGUUAACAAUCAUUUUUCGGGAUAUAUUUAGAAAUAUUUUUGAUAUUUUGAUAUUGAAACCUUUAUUAUUCAGUUUUUUUCUUUUGGUUUUUCAACGUUAUGCUUUUCGAACACGGUUCGCAAGAUAUUACUGAUAGAAAUUACUUAGAAUCCUUGCUUGACAAAAUGAUAUAUAGCAGCUUUAGUGGAAAAUUAUCGAUUUCAUUGCAAUACGACACGGGCCAUCCUCUGCGCGGAGGUAGGAGGCACGCAUACCGAAGGUGUAGUGGCAUAUUUUGAGAUUUUUUGUAAGGCAGGAAAUUGAUUAAAAAUUGUUUAUAAAUUGUAUUAUAUCGUGUGGCGUGUCUGUUUGUGUGCGUGCUGUAGCGACGACCGCUCAAAAUCUCCAGUUCGUCCGCGGAUUAUUGGUUUUGUCGCUAAGCUCUUUAAAUUACCUGGUGCAGGAUUUUUUACACUCGCAAAUAUUAAUAACUACAGCAGCGCAUAGUAGUACGCCAGGGAAGGAAACGAAGGUCAAGCGGAAGGUUUAGAGAAGUAGAAGAAGCGAAAAGGAUGUUGCAUUUUCAACAAAUUAAGAAAGAAGCGCCGACAGUGAACGAAACCGUAAAGAUGAAACAGAUUAUGUGUGUGAACUGUUCGAAAAAAGAAACCCUCCUAGAUUAUUUACAAACAAGACCUGAACAUAAAAGAAAAUGGAAGACAAACGAAAUGCAAACCGCGUGCGUAUAACAAAUGAAGACAUCAAGUGGAAAUUAAUUACUUUAAAAUCGUUCGUAAAAUGAUUAGAUUGUAAAAUUGUUUCUUCCUCCUUUUUUGUUUUUAUUUUACAACUGAUACCAAUCAAACAUUUCGCGAAGUAAUGGGCUUCGACUUUAAUGCAUUCAAUCUAUUAAAUUUAACAAGCGAAAAAUGCAAAAAUAACACUAUGUUCCUUCCUGUGUAUCCAACUUUUCCUCUGUUGGGAAAUGAUUCAAGCAAAAAGAAAACUCGUACACUGCCCCACGGAAGGGAAACAGGGAAUGCCUCCCGCAUGAAAAGGUUUUUGACAGCAAAUUAGUCAAGUAACAGGUGAAGUAAAUGCGAAAAGAAAAACACACACCAACACACCCAAAAACAAAAAGCAAGCAAACGAAACAAAACAAACCAAAAAUCCAAAACGUAAACGAAAACUACCAUUUGCAAUAGUCUGAAUUUAGCAAAACAAAGAAGAAGGUAUAUGUGAAUAAAGUGUAGCAAAUCGAGUAGUAAACUAAACCUGGUAGCGAGAAUGGCAAGAGAUGGAUUCGGCGAGACGUACCGAUCCGGAGCAGUUCUACGGAUAUGCAACUCAGAGUAACUCUCCAUUAUUCAAACUGCAUCCAACGUGGUAAAACUACUAGCAAAUUAAGUUUCUUUACUUGUGAAAUGUGCUGCAGCCAGAGCACAUACACAUAUGUUACGUGGAAGUAAAAUAAAACAAUAGUGUAACAGAGAUGGAAACCAAUAUGACUGAUUUUUAUCGAAACCGCUGGCCUCCCGCGGGUGUGUGGUGAAGUGUAAUGAUGGGCCGAGAGUAAAGAGAAAUCAGUGCAAACAAAACGGCAGAGAAAGGACGGAAGACGCCUUUGUCAACUACCAAAAGAAUGUACAGCAGAACAGAACAAGGAGAAGGAACGCGCGCUGUUCUACGUUGAUCCUGUAUUUUAGCUAAAUGUAUCUUCCGGCUUCACAAUUAACGACUUUUCCGGCUGUCGUUGCACGGAUGUAACACUUCAUUAGUACCAGUUUUCCUUUCGAAUUAGGAUGCUCUGAACGUUUCUUUCAUUUACCAUUAAGGUGUUGUAUCGUAACGAAGUUUAAUGUGUAACUAUUGCUAAAGAAACUAUGUCGGAAUCGGAACGGGAUUAUUGUUUCAUUUGUAGCUUUUAUGUGCUAGCUCAAUUUGACGCGUGUGUUCCUUUUGUUUAUUUCCCUCUCUUCCCUCGGUAGGUAUGAUUUUUUAGAUACUGCAAGAUAAAGUUAUACAAACGCUAUAACACUGUAAACACCUCAGCAAACUAAACCACUCAUGUGCACUAAUAGUACAUUACAUUGUACGUAGCAAAUCAAAGCAAUUACGCAUGUUCGCAAUUUGUGACAGCAACUACACACAAUUUAACAUAAUUCUGCCUUAAUUAAAGUUCCAAGCAAGUAGGUAAAGCAAGGCAAGCAAACAGAGAACGUUGGAACUCAAUUCGCGGUGCGCGCGCGGUUUCAUGAUCAACCUUGCCACGUGUUGCUUCCGAUCUUCAUUCCGUUCUGGUGGUAACUGCCUUUGUUUGCACUUAAUAAAUUAACCAUUAUCAA
Molecule: messenger RNA, 5536 nt
Organism: Anopheles moucheti
Lineage: Eukaryota; Metazoa; Arthropoda; Insecta; Diptera; Culicidae
Gene: S6k
Product: ribosomal protein S6 kinase beta-2
Exons: 12
Coding region: 805-2442 (545 amino acids)
Biological process (GO): protein phosphorylation; signal transduction
Molecular function (GO): protein serine/threonine kinase activity; ATP binding
Source: RefSeq, a predicted model, not a curated record